Funneliformis caledonium is the source of this 1167-nucleotide messenger RNA. NCBI's taxonomy places the organism in Eukaryota, Fungi, Glomeromycota, Glomeromycetes, Glomerales, Glomeraceae. The record is from the annotation of a GenBank genome assembly.
AUGGACACACUAAAGGGUCCAAAAGAAUUAAAUGAACCUUAUUUCACUUUAGAAUUUAAUCUUGAGCCGUCUGAUCUUGUUCAAGCUUCUAAACGUCUUUUGAGCUGUUUAAGUCCUAAAUUAAAACAAUCAUUUCAUCUAGUAGUUUUCUUUAAAGAAAAAGCAUAUUUUUGGCUUUGUCUUGAUACCUCAUUAUGGUUUGAUAUUUAUCUUCGUACUAUGCCUGAUUUUGCUGAAGCUGUUAGAAUUGCGAGAGAAUAUGUUACAACCACACGCCUUAAUGUUUCAUCUAAGGAUGAAGCCCCAUUUAUUAUAGAUUAUAAAGGGACAGAAAAAGGCAAAGCAUUUGAUCUUUAUCCAUACUUUCCUAACUGUAAAUUUACUAAAGAAGAGUGCAGUCGGAGAGAUCAUCCCAAUAUUGUUUGCAAAGCAGAUAUGGUAAUUAGGAAUGGAAGAAAAGUUAAAUGCAAUUUUUAUUUUGCCACAAAACUUGUCGUGAAUAAACUAAGUGAUGAUGAGUAUGUUGUAUUGCUAUUUCGAGAGUUAUUGCUGAUUCCACGUCCUAAUGAUGAUAAAAGUGUUAACUACAGACAUUAUAAUACCGAAGCUUUGGUACAAGAAGAGGGAUUUUGGAAAGACUUGUUGACAAUUAACUAUAAAGCAUGGGAAACUGGACAGUUACAGAAUAAAUACAUACAAGAGUGCUACGUGCAUGUUUAUUUGUAUUUUAUUCUAAAGGCUUGGAAUGAAGUGAAGGAAAAAGUGAAGAAAAAAGUGAAGGAAAAAGUGGAGGAAAAAGUAAAGGAAAAAGUGAAGAAAAAGGGGAAGGAAAAAGUGGAGGAGAAAAUAGAAGAAAAUGCGGAUAUUUUAUUGAAAUUUGAUGCUAGGGAUCAUCCUAGACCAAAUUAUUUACUUCAGGAUUAUGAUGAGUUAAAAGAGAAAAGGUUACGACCAGCAGAACAUCUGCUUAUGCUGGAUGCAAUGACUAAUCUAACAUUGAAAAUCGAUGAAAAUAACAAGAAUUUCAUUGAAAAAAUCGAUGAAAAUAACAAGAAUCUCAUUGAAACAAUGAAUAAAAAUACCAUAUUACUUGUAGAAGCAAUAAAAGGUAUAAGAAUAUCAGGUGAAUCCAAGGAAAGUUCUAAUAGUGAUAUUACUGGUAAAUAG